UCCUGCUGGAAGAUCCCCUCCCCCCUGUGGCUGGAAGUUCCUGAGCAUGGCCUCUGAAAUGGAGUUACAAAACUCCGGGGUCGAGGACGGUUUCACUCACGUCACUCGCAAGGGUGGCCGGCGAGCCAAGAAGCGGCAGGCUGAAGAGCUGUCUGCAGCCAGGGAAGGCGGGGACGCGGGUCCCAUGGACACGGAGGAGGCCCGGCCCGCCAAGAGGCCCGUCUUUCCUCCCCUCUCCGGGGAUGGGAUCCUGGACGGGAAAGCAGAAACGAGGAAAAUUCCAGUGCCAGCUCACAGAUACACACCAUUAAAAGAGAACUGGUUGAAGAUAUUUACUCCUGUUGUAGAACAUUUGGGACUUCAGAUACGCUUUAACUUGAAGUCGAGGAAUGUAGAAAUCAGGACUUGUAAAGAAACCAAGGAUGUUAGUGCGCUGACAAAAGCGGCUGAUUUCGUGAAAGCCUUUAUUCUCGGGUUUCAGGUGGAGGAUGCACUUGCCCUCAUUAGGCUGGAUGAUCUCUUCUUAGAGUCUUUUGAAAUUACAGAUGUGAAGCCCCUAAAGGGAGAUCACCUGUCAAGGGCAAUAGGAAGAAUCGCUGGCAGAGGAGGAAAAACCAAGUUCACCAUAGAGAAUGUGACACGGACGCGGAUAGUUUUAGCUGAUGUGAAAGUUCACAUCCUUGGCUCUUUCCAAAACAUCAAGAUGGCAAGAACUGCCAUUUGUAACCUCAUCCUGGGAAAUCCUCCAUCAAAGGUUUAUGGCAAUAUUCGAGCUGUGGCUAGCAGAGCAGCAGAUCGAUUUUGAUUUCAAAUCAGAGACUUUUGUCUUUGGACUCUAAAGACCUUACCCUUUAUAAGUGGUCACAAGAAGCCAUGAGAAGGAUUUUGCAGUCACUUCAAGCCUACAUCCCUUCUUCAGUUCCCAGCCAGAAGAAUAAACAAAAAGGAAAAAUUUGACAAUAUUCAUUCAACAGCUUUGAGUAUAAUUUAAGUAUCAAACUUCAGUACCAUGAUUAUACUUAACAUUAACUUACCUUUUUUCCAUUUUAAAUUACAUGUAGUAUAUUUGCAUACUUUUACUUCUCUCAUUUGGAGGGAAAAUUCUUUUUCUAUAUGAAUUUACAAGUUUUUUCCUUACAAAUUUAUGAAUAUUUCUUCUCUGAGUUGUAAUUAAAGACUUAUCUCAGAAAACCUCUCUGAAUCAUAGCCCUUAAUACUGAGGGGCGUGUCACUGUUUUACAGUCAGGUCAUUCAUAAGCAGCAGUUUGGCUGGACUGUGUGAACCAAAAAGGCCAAUCUUUGUACUUGUUUUACUACUUGUAAAAUUAAAAUUAAAGGCCUGUAUCACAAGGUUGACAGGAGGAAAGAAUGUUUUUUAUAAAAGUGUAUGUGUUGGGUUUCUUCUAAGUAGUCAAGUAUGAUAGAACAACGUUCUUAAACCUAAGAAAAUGUUCUUCAAAUGUAAUACAUUGUUUUAACUAGUGCCUGCCUAUUUAAAUAUUAUCUGAUUCAGUUUAUGCAUUUUUUAAAUGUAAGAACUCACUUCAUUAAACUUGUGUGAUACAUUUGCUUGUACAUCUCUAGAACCCGACCAAAACUCUUUAAUGGAGCAUUUGAAAGUUCAUGUAAGAACCAGAAAAAGUAUUCUUAUUAAGCAUGUUUCCCUGAUGUCAGUUACAUGUGUCACUGUCCCAAACAACUUUAUACGGUGCAUGGGACUGGUUAUAUUAAAUGGUUGGGAUCCAGUGGGAAAUUGCUGGAAAAAUUUCCAAAAUAAUUUUUUAUCCUCCGGCAACACAGCAGUAUGAAGAGAGUAUAUAAUAGUAGUAGGUCUCUUUACUCAUAAAACUUAAAACACUGAACUUUUAUUUACAUCUUGAGUCUUGGGCACCUCCUUGGUUUCGUCCUCCCUAGGGGAUCAGUACUAUUUGGGGUUUGAUAGAGAGGCAAAAUGUUGGAGGAAACCCAACUGAUUUUUGGAAUGGGAAUGACAAAGAAUUACAGGUAAAUCUGACUAAUCUGUCACAGUGAUAGUUGAUUUUAACAACCUGGAUCAGAGCAUUUUGAAAGCUUUCUAUAAGGCCUGGACACUUUAAUACCUCAUCCUUAGCCAUGCAUAUCCAUGUUUCUAUGGCAUUUGUCAUGCUCUACUGUAAUUAUGUCUGCCUUUCUCCUUUGGAUACUCAGUAUCUUGCAGUUUCUGACACAACAAUUUACAUACUGGCUGAAGAAUGGGCCUGAGGAGUAUUUUCCUACUAAGUGGCUGAUAAGGGAAAAGACCGAGGUGUUUCUUAGUCAUUACAGAAGAUCUGGGUUUCAUCUCAUGCUACCUAGAACUGGGAUGGAAGAGAAGCAAGCUCAUGUUCAUUAAGCAUCUGGGAAAGAUACCUAAUUCCUGAUCUCAGCCAUGCUAAGGUUGGGCCAGCAUGCUUAAUGUUAGAUUACUGAGCAUACACAGCGACAAUGUAUUGUAUACAACCAUCCUAAAACUUGGAAAAUGCUCAUACUGUGCCAGUGUUACUUAUUUGGUCAAAGAAAACAAGUAAAUCUUUAGGUUUGAGAGAGCAAGGACUUGCUAAUUUGAUCUGGUUAGCUGAUAGAUUUAUAAUGACCAAGGGAAGUGAAAGGUUGAAGUUGCAAAGGACUUUAGCUGAAAUGUUAGUUAAUGCAAUGAGUUGUUGAGCAUGGGGGAAUUUUUGAAGACUAAGAUUAAUAUUUUCAGGCACAGGAGUUUGAAAAACACAAGUCCUGGCAACUCUCCAGAAAGAUUGAGGUUUAUUUUCACUAUCUUGUUUAUUUUAAACUGUGGUAAGUCCAUAACGUUUACCAUUUUGGCCACGUUUAGGUGUACACUUCAGUAGCAUAAAGUACAUUCACAUUACUGUGCAACCAUCACCAUCUCCAGAACUUUACCUUCCCCAACUAAAACUACCCAUGAAACACUAACUCCCCAUUCACCCCUCUUCCUGGCCGUUGACACCAUUCUACUUUGUCUUUAAUUUGACAACUCCAGGAACUCAGAAGGGGAAUCAUACAGUAUUUGUUGUUUUUGUAACUGGCUUAUUUUACUUAGCAUAAUGUCUUUAAGGUUCAGCCACAUUGUAAGUAUGUCAAAAUUUCCCUCCUUUUUAAGCUGAACAUUCGUUCCAGUGCAUAGUACGUGUGUAUAGUCACGCACAUUUCAGUUAGUUUUCCUUACUGACUGAAGAAUACUACCAU
This is a messenger RNA of Pteronotus mesoamericanus, 3219 nucleotides long. It is a transcript of the gene PNO1, whose product is annotated as partner of NOB1 homolog. Gene Ontology annotation, cellular component: nucleolus. The transcript has 7 exons. Gene Ontology annotation, molecular function: RNA binding. NCBI's taxonomy places the organism in Eukaryota, Metazoa, Chordata, Mammalia, Chiroptera, Mormoopidae. The record is from RefSeq and is a predicted model, not a curated record. The coding region runs from base 47 to 805 and encodes 252 amino acids.